Blastomyces dermatitidis ER-3 is the source of this 495-nucleotide messenger RNA. RefSeq lists its product as uncharacterized. The transcript is spliced from 2 exons. NCBI's taxonomy places the organism in Eukaryota, Fungi, Ascomycota, Eurotiomycetes, Onygenales, Ajellomycetaceae. The record is from RefSeq and is a predicted model, not a curated record. The coding region runs from base 1 to 495 and encodes 164 amino acids.
AUGAAAGUAAGUUCGUAUAACGGCUACCGCCAUAGCGAAUAUAUCGCUCGUAGAUGCGAGAUCGCAAUUGUGAAUCGGUCUCGAGAGGCGUUGGGGGUUGUUGAAUAUCUUGAAUCAGUGGAUCUAAUGUUCACUCCGAUCAGGCGGAUCGGCGUCUCGGAGUUCUGCAUUGUCAGCGGGAGACAGUUUACGAGAAAAAGAGGCGUGCAGGAAUGGACUGAGGUUUUUCUUUCAGGCGAAUUGCCAGAAGGCACUGAACAGCCCUCUCUCCGUGUCGCCCUUGCUCAGCAGCCACAAGCUCCUGGUGAACCGCUCCAUUGGUCGUUGUUCGUCGCCCGUGGACAGGCCGGGACCACAGAAAUCAGUUCAAUGACCUCUGCUGUCCACAGGCCAGCAUGGCCACAAGUUGGCUGUCUCUGGGCCUACCAGGUCCAUGAACUGCAAUCCAUGAAUCUGUCAGGCCUACUGAACCCUGCCUUCAGCAUGGUGAUCUAG